AACAAUUGGAUUUCCCUAAUAAUACGGCCAAAAAUAUUAGUAUUGAGAAGCAUCAUGAAGACACUCAAGAUUAUUCUAAAAAUAAGAUACACCCAAAGAAUAAUACAGCCAAUGAUUUAAACGAAUCUAAUUCAAAUAAUGAAUUUGCAGUCUUAAAUGAGG
Racocetra persica is the source of this 162-nucleotide messenger RNA. Lineage: Eukaryota; Fungi; Glomeromycota; Glomeromycetes; Diversisporales; Gigasporaceae. The record is from the annotation of a GenBank genome assembly.